Molecule: messenger RNA, 2744 nt
Organism: Pygoscelis adeliae (Adelie penguin)
Lineage: Eukaryota; Metazoa; Chordata; Aves; Sphenisciformes; Spheniscidae
Gene: FDXACB1
Product: ferredoxin-fold anticodon binding domain containing 1
Biological process (GO): rRNA base methylation
Cellular component (GO): cytoplasm
Molecular function (GO): rRNA (uridine-N3-)-methyltransferase activity
Source: RefSeq, a predicted model, not a curated record
AUGGCUCUGGAGCGGCAUGCCUUCCUUAAACCUGGGGCCCGGCGCUGCGGUGCCUCCGGAGGAGCUGAAGUUGUGUUUUCUGUGGACUGCACCAAGCUGAAGGACUAUUUUUUACCUGAAAAAAGAGAGUUUGACUGUAUUUAUUUCAACUUCCCUCACUGUGGGAGAAAGGCUGGGGUAGUGAAGAAUAGAGAGCUGCUUGCCCACUUUUUCCAUAGCUCUGCAGAAGUGCUGACAGAGGAGGGAGAGGUCCAUGUGGCUCUUUGCAAUGGACAGGGUGGGACACCUGCUGAUCAACCAAGGAGAGAAUGGCACAACAGCUGGCAAAUAGUGGCUGUGGCAGCAGGAGCUGGAUUUAUCUUGAGUGACGUUCAUGCUUUUAAAGCAGAGACUAUCCGUGGAUAUAAGUGUACAGGCUACAGGAGUCAAGAUAAACCUUUCUGUGUAGAGGGUGCUUUAAACCACAUUUUCACACGAAGCAUGCCACUUCCGUAUUUCAAACCUACCAUCUGCAAGAUAGAACUGGAAAGCCGAAAAGUUUCUUUUCAAGUGCCACAAGUACUUGUGGAUAAAAUUGAUAGGGGUUUCCUAGAACUAAAUUCAAAUCAUCCAGUACGGACAGUAAAGGAGAAGCUCACUGCAGAGCUCAGCCAAGCCUUUCCGUUACAAAACAUUGACUGCUGCCUUUCUCUGCUCCACCAAGGUCACCUCAAUGGUGUUUGUCACUCAAAUAUCUUUUGGAUCAUUCUGAACCCAGAGGAGACUCCAAGCACUGAAGAAAUGUCUAAUGGACUGGCAAAUGCAGUUUUAUUUUCCCGUGUUGAUUUUUGCAGGGACACAGAUAAGAAUGGCUGGGUGAAUGUACAAGAGGGAUGCCACAUUUCAAAACAGUAUUGUCUUAGACCUUCCCUUCUGCCUUAUGCUCAAGCAAUAAUACAAAGAGGAGCCUUUCUCCCGGGGACACUUCAUGUUCUUUCUGGCCCAGUUUUCAGGAAGUGUCUUAUCACUCCUUACUCCAUGCCUGUUUUUCAUGAGAUGGUUUUUGUUUGUGCAGUUAACAGGGGUACAGAGAACAGCUGUAUCCAGAUGUUGGUGAAUAACAUUAAAACCAGCAUACAUUCUCUUCUUCACCAGACUGUUUCCAGCUUUAAACUGAAUAUCAAUCUCCAGGAAGAAGUGAGCUUUGAAACAACUGAGCUAAAUAACUUUGCUGCUUUUGAAUCUCAGCUUAGUAGAAUUCAGUACUUCAUCUGUAUGGAGAUAGAUGCUUCAGGCUCCUGUGAGAAGGGCUCCUGUGUGGGAAUUAUAAGGACAGCUCAUUAUGAACUAGUAAGCAGUGAGUUGGUUGUUGUCUUUGCUUCAUUGAAUCUUGACCUCCUAGCUAUGCUGAUCUGUGGAAUACCUGACUGGCGAAUGCUCUGGACAUCAGACACACGGUUCCUCCGUCAAUUUCCUAGAGGAAAGUUAAGGCUUUUCAAGAGUUUUUCUCUCUAUCCACCUUCCUACGUGCAUGAUGUCAGCUUUUGGGUUCCUGAUGGGGAACAAUUCGAUGAAGUUGCUUUUCACACCAUUGCUAGGCAGGUGUCAGGUGAAAUGGUCGUAUCUAUCCGGUUAAUCGACUGUUUCCUCUGCUACAGGCUGACCUUUCAGUCCUGUGACAAGGCACUGAGCCGCCAGAAGGUGGCAGAGAUGCAGCUGCUCUUUCGGAAGGAAAUAAACCAAUGUUUGCGUGUAACUCUUCGGUAGGGCAUUGUAUGUUGUUUUCAGGUGCCCGAGCAGUGUCUGCACUUGUUGCCGAUCUGGAAAAUGUGGCCUACAUCUUGCUGGACCUAACGCUGUGUGUUAUUGCAGCACCUCUUACAAAGGCGGUGUGGACUUGAAGUACCUGCACACAUUCUAAAUGUGGAAAUUCCCAUUAAUGAAGACCAAGCACCUUCCUGUUCUGCGUGUGUGUAAUGAAAUGUCAUUUUUAAAAGUGGAACCUUUCUUUACUAGGGUCCUGUGAGACUGGACUUUGUCUCCUUACUGAUGCCAAUUCACUUUUCCUAUUCCUUGCUUAUGUUUGCCCAGCGCCUCGUACUGGUGGCGUUUGUAUCGAGUACACCGAAAGAGGGAGGAUCUUACUAUUUCCAAAGGGUUGUGUACAGUCUGAGCACUGAAAACUCUCUGCACAGGUGCUCAGUCCCUGUGGGAAGACGGCGUGUGCUGGGCUGCCAGUGCCAGGCGUGCACCUGGUGGGGCCCCAGCCGCAUGCACCAGCAGACUAUUUUCUGGUCUUUAGAAAAUAGAAGUGCACCAGCAGACUAUUUUUUAGACGGCGAUCACAAAUGGCAAUUCCAUUGCUAGAUUCCAAAGGAUACUAGCUGAUCCUGAAAGAUAGCUGUAGCACCGGUAGUGCGUUAAUAGCUACAGCAGAUGUAACGGCUGACAGAGAACUCCAGUAACCAGAUUCCGAGUUACUGGAAUCUGUAGGGUUACGCUGGGGAGAGGUAUCAAUAGCACGGUGGACACUAAUAGGUCUGUCUUUUACACGUCGAAGACUCUAGGACCUGAGGUCAUUGCUGACGCUGUAGCAACUCCCAGGUUGCGCUAGGUAGUUCAUGGCUGCCGCAGACACUGAGACGUGCUACCAGGUAGUUCUGUUAGACUCUUCUACCAGUAAGUAACUCUGCAGCUGGAAAAUCUACACCUGAAUUCUCACAGUGGAGCCCCCAGGGUCUUCGGGAACGAAAUAAAAGUCUCCC